Molecule: messenger RNA, 1722 nt
Organism: Tuber aestivum (summer truffle)
Lineage: Eukaryota; Fungi; Ascomycota; Pezizomycetes; Pezizales; Tuberaceae
Source: the annotation of a GenBank genome assembly
UUAAAUCCUUUGAUUGUUUAAGAGCACAACCGCUGUAGCUACCGUACUCAACCCCUCUGGGACAUAUAUAAAGCACCGGACCUUAUCGAUCGGAGGAGGCAACCCCAACGGCAUAGACAGUACUCGGCCUAACGAUUCGAUAUUCCACGGUACCCCCGUGAGUUGACCUACUCCGCCAUUUCUGACAGCCAGCACAACCACGUCAUGGAAAAACCAACGUCAGAACAAGCUCCCUCAGUUCAGCCCUCGGACCGGAGAAUGAGGCAAGUCCGCAAAAACCGCUUCUUGGGAAUUUCCUUUGUGCUCCUUGCUGGCUUGAUAUCGCUCGGAGGCUUUCAUUGUAGGGAUAGCAUUCGCGGGUGCAGGGGAUCGUAUUGGCCAGUUGAAAAACGGGUCGAGCGUAUCCUUGGGCUUACACCGCUAAUUGGUGAGGGGUGGGCCACUUGAGUCGUUGCGAUGAGGAUAAGCGCGGUGACUAACUUUUUUUAAUUUUUUAUCCGGUCGGAAAAAGAUGGGCAUAAUGAUCUACCCUUCGCGAUAAGGGUUCUGUUCGAGAACAGGAUUUACGGUAGCAAUUUUACCUUUGACACUUCAUUGCCGUACCAGGUCGAUCUCCCGAGGUUAAAGAAAGGGCGUGUUGGGGUAUUAGCCAUCAUUCACUCCCUCCUCCCCGCCUUGAACCGACACUGAUUGAUUGCCUCCUAGGGUGCCUUCUGGAGCGUAUUCGUUCCGUGUCCUGACACCAAGGAAAUAGACGAUAAGGUCUACUACCCGAGCGUGCAAACCACUUUGCAGCAAAUAGAUCUGGUUCAUCGCCUAAUCAAUGUCUACCCCGACCUCGCUCUAACAUCCUCUCCGCUCGCCGCAAGACAUGUACAUCGCCACGGCAAGAUCGCCUCGGUAAUGGGUGCCGAAGGCCUGCACCAAAUCGGCAACUCGGCUUCUAACCUUCGCCUCUAUCAUUCCCUUGGGGUCCGCUACGUAACCCUGACGCAUAACUGCAACAACAGAUACGCCGACAGCGCGCUCCCCUUGAAUAAUACUCUCUGGGGGGGGCUAAGCGACGACGGCCGGGAUAUCGUCAAGGAGAUGAACCGUCUGGGCAUGAUCGUCGACCUCUCGCAUACUUCGCACGAUACACAGAUGGAUACGUUCAAGGUUACUCGCGCUCCCGUAAUAUACAGCCACUCCUCCGCCCACGCUGUCUGCGACCACCCCCGCAACGUCAAGGACGAAGCGUUGGAAAGGGUCAGGGAGAACAACGGCGUAGUGAUGGUGAACUUUUACCCAGUGUUCGUCAAGUGCGGUGGCGGCGAGGCGGGAUUGGAAGACGUGGCGGAUCACGUGGAGUACAUUGGCAAGAAGAUUGGUUGGGAGCAUGUCGGUAUUGGCUCGGAUUUCGAUGGAAUUGGGAAGGUCCCGGUCGGACUGGAGGAUGUUUCCAAGUAUCCAAAGCUGUUUGAGGAGUUGUUGAGGAGAGGGGUCACGGAUCGCCAGGCUGGCUUGAUUGCCGGGGAGAAUGUGUUGAGGGUUUGGAGGGAUGUGGAGAAGGUCUCUCGGAAAAUGAGCAGGGAGGGGGUUGAGCCUUUGGAAGACUAGGUGCAUGUGAUGUUUCCGCUCUAGGACGUGCUUGAGAAUGGAGGGCUUCCGAACGGUGUAUCACAAGGUUCAAUAAGAUACCGGCGGCUGUUUUAGAAUAUUGAAUUUUCCGUGUGCUUCGGC